GAGUGCGGUGGGAGUGGAAGGGGGAACGUAGAGGGGCGGGCGGGCCGAGCCGCCAUCGCACCGUGCCCGCCGCGCCCCCUCAGAUCGCGCUGGGCGCGGGGUCCGGCGGAGCCGCCCGCGGUCCCGCUGCUCGCCGGCCGGCGGCACGGCUCGGGCGCAGGCUGUGUACGAGGUAACUGCAGCAGCCCCAGCGGGGCUCCGAGCGGGCUGUGCCGGGCGGCAGUGGCACCGAGAGGCCGGCCCGGAGCGGGGCACCGGGAGGGCGGCGGUGCCGCAGCAGUUUUGAUCCUGGGUAGGAGCCUGUUCUUCGUGUGUCAGAACUCUUCAUUUUGAACUUUAUUUUAAUAGUACUUCUAAGAAGAUGUCCAGUACAGAUCCCCUCACAAAUACAGAGGAGACCAUUAUGGGCCCUCAUGGAAUUAAUCGAGCUGUUCACCGCAUCUCUUUCUCUGAUUGCCAGAAUGGAUUAGGAGUUAAAAUUAUUGGAGGUUAUCGGGCACAAACAGCAGAAGAUUAUGGGAUUUUCAUAAAGAGAAUUCUACCUGGAGGGGUUGCUGCUGUAGAUAGCCGUUUGCUCACUGGGGACCUAAUUUUAGAUGUCAAUGGAGAAAACUUGGUUGGAGUAACAAAUGAAAGGGCUGUUGACAUCUUGAGAACAGCCUCAGCCUCCAAUCACAUGUCUCUGCUCGUUGCUAGAGAUGAAGAAGCAAAGAAAGAAUUUCAUGACCUGAUGGAUAAGUAUGGCUCUCACAGUGACACCAGCUCUGCAAGAACUUCUCCAACACAUCAGUUAGCUGCAAAAUCCACAGACAGCCUUUCUUCUGGGUCAUCCUCAAGAUCACAGAGUCCUCAGUUGCAUCUGAAGGAUAACAUCACCAGCAGCAGCAGCAGAAAUAAUUCUGUCCUACCACCAUCCCCAAAACUUCCAAAUGACAGUGCAUUUCAGAUUAUCUCUGUUUGCAAAGGAACAAGCCUAGGUUUGAAUAUUGUGGGAGGAAUUAACAGAAAUGAAGGGCCUUUGGUAUAUAUUCAAGAAAUUAUCCCUGGUGGUGAUUGCCAUAAGGAUGGACGAUUGAAGCCUGGAGAUCAGCUUGUGUCCAUCAACAAAGAGUCCAUGAUUGGAGUCUCCUAUGAAGAGGCAAAAAGUAUAAUCAACAGAACAAAGAUGAGUUCUAGGUUUGAAAAUUUAUGGGAGAUAGCUUUUAUUAGGCAGAAAAACAUACCCAGUCCUCCAGAGAAUCUGCAGCAUCCUUUCAGCCUCUUAACAUCUUCUGUAGCACAUGGAGAGCAGCAGGCUGCAGCCCUUGGUCCUCUUCCCUCUCCUAAUGGGAGGCUGCUUUCAACACUCCCUCCAGAAGCUAUGGAAACUGGAGUCAGGAUGGGAGAGCAAUCUCCAAUUACUGCUCUAGACAGCAAUCCUGCUGCCACGGUUAUUUCCCCCAGCCAGAAUGAUGAUUAUGAGCCCCAAGGAAAGAACUGGAGUAUUCAUCUGAAAACAGAAAAGCUGGAGAGGGCACUGAAUUAUCUUGGGAUUCAGCUCACAGAUGAACAGCAGCAAGCCCUAAGGCAGCAACUUCAUAAAGAUUCUAAAGGAACAGUGUCUUUUGGAGAUUUUGUUGAAGUUUCAAGGAAUUUAUUGUCCAUGCACUCAACUGAUGGUGGCCACAGAUGUGGAACCUUUGGGGUGAGUGAAGCUGCCACCUUCCAGGACUCACAGUUUGUAACCUGUGAUUCCUUGGAGGAUGAUGUGGAAAAACUUAAGAAAGAAAGAAAUGAAGCUUUAAAAGAAAUUAGUAAAUUAAAGGAAGAGUUGUCUGAAUCUGUGAACUUACAGAAACAGCUAACAGAGCAGCUACAAGCAGUCAAGCAAGAGGCCAAGGCAGCUGUGGAGGAGACGAGAGCCCUGCGGAGCAGAAUCCACCUGGCAGAGGCUGCCCAGAGGCAGGCCCGGGGGAUGGAGAUGGACUAUGAGGAGGUGAUUCGCCUGCUGGAGGCUGAAAUCGGAGAGCUGAAGGCUCAGCUCGCCGAGCAUUCUGGCCAAAAUAAAGAGAACAUUCAAGACUUGAGGAAGAGGGUUACAGUGCUCGACUGCCAGCUGAGGAAAUCAGAGUCUGCCAGGAAAACCUUUGAGGUGGCCACUGAAAAAUUGCUACAGUUUGUGGAGGUUGUGCAUGAAAUACUUUCAGAUAACUCUACUUCCUCGACAGUUUUAAGUGACAGAAGAACAUUGUCCACUAAAGCACUUCUGGCUCGUCUGGGAAGGGUUGGACCUACUGUCACAGCAGCUCUUGCAGCAGAAGCCAGGGACCUUGCCAAGUCUGUCCGUGCCAUUUUGGAAGUAGAUUGUCUGCCUUAUGGAUGGGAAGAAGCUUAUACAGCUGAUGGAAUCAAAUAUUUCAUCAACCACGUGACACAGACAACGUCCUGGAUCCAUCCCGUCACGAGCGCGCUGAGCUUGCUUUGCUGCGAGGAGGAGGAGGAGGAUGGGAUCAGAGACCCCCCCGGGCCCAGGAGCUGAGGACAGCUGUGCACACAGAGUAUUUGUCUGCUUUUACUCCCUUAGUGAGAAGAUGCACAGGUUGUAAUCUCCCUGUUUCCUAGUGUGAUGUCGUAGCACCUGCUGACAUUUCUCCCCAUCAAGCUGGAGGAAGUUCUGCUCAUUUUGAGAUGGGUUUGUUGUGCUGCAAAGGGUGCAGGUGCCACAGGAGUCCUUCCUCUGCCCCAUUUUGGUGUGCCAGGGAUCAGCCUCACCUCAGUGAGUCCAGUCUUUUCAUGAUUUUCCCACAGACUCAUAAUUUCCCUGACCUGAAGCUGAAUUUUCCAGGUCAGCUGAAAUGUUCCCAGGUUUAAGUAACAUGAGAUUUAAGAUGGGAGCACUGGUGGUAGAUUCCAGCUGAUGGUUGACUGAGAGAUGCAAAAUGAGGUGGGGUUUUUGAACCAGUUCUAGUGAGAAUAAUGUAGAUGACUUAACUGAAAAUUCUAAUUUCUGUGGGAGAAAUCUGCAAAUAAGUUUUGCUACUAGAAAUUUAGUGAUUUAUUACAAAUAUUGGAGUGAUGACUUUUUAAACAAAUAUUAAGAUUGGUUGUUGAGCUUUAGAAAAAUUUGUCAAAUGUGACAUGUAAGUUGUCAAGUAAAAAGGAAGUUUUUGUAGAGGACAUCAUACUCUGACAACAAUAUGAGGCAAUAUGAAAGCUAUUCUACUUUUGUGCUCUGCUAAACCAAUACAGACACACAUCAAAUACUUCAGUGGAAGCUGUGAAGUUUCAAGUACAAUGAAAGCUGUGAAACCACCUCCAGGAUCAGCAGAAAUCAGUCACCUCCUCAGAACUGGUCUUUUAAGUAGAACAAAAUCAUUUUGUACACAUUGGUGAUGUUGUAAAGAGGAUAAAGAAAAUGAUGGGGGGUGCUAGUGCAAGUUAAUGAACAGGUUUCUGUGUACCUCAGUAGCACAGGAUAUUUUAAAUCUCAUUAUUCCCAGCACAAUGUCUGGUGUCAGCUUUGUCAGAUGUAUGAUUCUGUGCUACAUUUUUCUCUUUAUGUGUGUAUUGUGUAUGUACUGGUGGGUGUUACUAAUGAAUGAGACAGACCUGAACCUGCAGAAGCACUGAUGAAUAUGCCAAAGGAAAUCUCUAUCUCUGCUUCAGUCCAGGAGGGAGGAGGUGAUUGUGGCAGUGUGAGCAAGGCACAGGCUGCAAUCACAUAUUUUGUGAUUAUUUUGUCUGUCUUCAGCAGGUGUGAAUUGGAGUUAAGAUGCCUUGUCCUCUGAGGAAUGAAAUAUCAUUCAUCCAAUAUCAAUUGAAUAUCAAAUAUCAAAACCAGACUCCCUGGCAGUUCUGGUGCCUCGACCACGCUCGGUGUCCUCAGCAGAGCAGAGCUGUGCCAGGUCAGGCUCAUUGGAAGGGUUGAUCCUUUUGAACCAAAAUAAUCCACAUUUUUUUGAAAUCCAAGUCAGGCCUCUGAAUAGCAGCUCAGUAAUCUCCUGUGCUUGGCCUGAGAGCUGGAGAGCACAUCACCAAAUGUUCUUCCUGCAGCUCACAAAAGAGACCUUUACAGGCUUUGCAGGAAGUAGAUGUCAGGGUAUAUUGAAUAAGCAAAUAGGAAAAAUGUGUUUUAUACUUUUAACUAGGUCAGACCCAAAUUAUCUGUGAAUCUACACAGGUGGUGUGGAUUAAGGGGAAAAAAGCUUGCUCAGCAGACCCACAGUAACUCACAUUUCCAAGAAAACUUCUCCCAGCAAUAACACAUGAAUGGUUUAGCCAUAUUUGCUCCAGUGGCUCCUGCGUGCUCCACAGCCUCCUUUGUGCUCCUGGAGAGCUCAGGCCAAAGGGACAGAGCAUGUGCUUCACUUUCAGGCUUGGACACUCCAGAAGCAUUUUUAUUUAAAUCCCUUUCCUCAGAAUGGCACAGACCCACAGAAGAUCCGUGAUGUUCUGAAUUCCUUGUGGUAUUUGCUGUAGCCAUAGGAGUCAUUUGGCUGCUUUAUGACAGCACUUUCUGCUCAUACCUCAGUAGAUCCAGCCUGCACACGGAUCCCAGCUCCCAGCUCUGCUCAGGAGAGGGUUGAGCCACCCCUUGCCUCUUGCUGCCUCGAUUCCUUCUGUGCCAGCUGGGUGCUCCAGAGGGGAGCAGCUAUUCAGGGAUGGGGCUCAGGGAGGCUCUGCAGGGCUCCAUGGGGACAGCUCAGAGCUGUCCCUGUGCUGCAUCAGCUGCAGGGGCACAGCUCUGCCCAUUGCCAGGGGUGCAGCCUGCUGUGCACUGCCUGCUCCUCUCCCUGCCACCUCCCACAGACCCCAGUUGUGCCCAGUGUGCCCAGUGUGGCACCACCCUGCUGUGCACUGCCUGCUCCUCUCCCUGCCACCUCCCACAGACCCCAGUUGUGCCCAGUGUGCCCAGUGUGGCACCACCCUGCUGUGCACUGCCUGCUCCUCUCCCUGCCACCUCCCACAGACCCCCGUGUGGCACCACCCUGGAGCUUCUUCCUCUCUCUCUCUCUUAUAAACCUGCCUAGAAAUCAAAAAUUUUAGGAAUAGAUCUCUGCAUCUCUUCAGCUGCUCCAGUGAGUGUUCCCCUCCUCAGAUAACCCACCAGCUCGCAUUCUCUGGGGUUGAGAAUACAUUUUCUUACCUACAAUCUCCAAAUGUUCCAAUCUAUUUUUAAACACUGGCAUACUUGUUUCCUAGGUUAUUUCUCUUGAUCUCCCCUUGUCUCUUCCUUUCUGUGAAAUAGUUUUGUGAAAAUUCUUUUGCUUAAGCUGAACUGUGUAUAUUGAGAAAAUGGUUCUAGCAUAACUUGGAACAGAAUUUGUAAAGAGCAGUUGUCAACAUAUGCAACACUGUAAAAACAGCAAUUUUUCAUUUUUAUUCCUGAAUUUAAAAAAUUAGGUGGAAAAGAUGCUAAAAUGUAUGUUACAGCCUUUAAAUUAAUAAAACUACACCGUUAUAUUGGAAUGAAUCUGUCCCACAUAACAUUCUCCAUGUGUUGGAAUGCCUCUUGUAACAGGCUGCUUCAGGAAUGGUUUGGUUCAUUUAUUUAAGUCUCUUUCUAACACUCAGGAGGUGCCUGGUGCCACUGAGGUAAGGAAAGGAAAAUCCUUUAAGAAAAAUAUUUGUGUUUGUGGAACAGGCUGGGCUGUGCAGGACUGACUCUGGGCAAGGCUCUCCCGGAGCUCCAGAAGUGCUGCUCUGGCUUGGCUUGUGAAAUGUGACAUUUUCUGGGAACUGAUGGGAUUCCCAAACCUCAGCUCAAGACACACACAGGACUCCAAACUAAGCUCCAAAAUUCAGUGGCCUUUUUGCAAGUGCUGCUCUCAGUGACUUUCGUGUGGCUCUAUUUUAAGUCAGCAGCAAGAAUUCAAGCUGGCCCAGGAGCCUUUGUUCAGUUGUGUGUCCUGUCCUGGUGUGUCACCUCUCCCAGGAGCAGCAGCCUGCAGGGUGAGCCCAGUCACACCAGUUCAGGCUGGCACCUGGCAGCCCAGCACUGGGGCCAGCUCUGCAGAGAUGCUCAGCAGCUUAAACAUCUUCGUGGAGUUAAUGGGAAUUAGGCACCUAACCUACUUAGAUGCUGCUAUAAAUGCUGCUAGGCAUGUUUAGGUACCUAAAUACCUCAGUAAAUCUUUCCCCUGGCUGCUUGCAGUGAUAGUGUACCAAAAACCAAAUACCAGUGGCUAAAGCCUCACCUUUGUCCUCUGUAACCAGCUUUGCCUUUCCCUAGGGAUUGUUUUCAUGUAACACUAAAAAUAGCAGCCAGCUCACAGGUUGUACCAUCCAGGCUCUGCUCAUAUUUUUUUUGGUGGCUUGAUUAUUUAUUGCUCAUUCUAGAUUUUUUUCCACAAACAGUGGCUAAGGUUGGCAUGGAUUUAAUAGGUUGGUAUUUUCACAACACUCAUUUAAGAUGUUUAUUACAAGAUGAUAGUAUUGAAUCCUCUUCCCACAAAGAUGAAAUUAAUUUUGUGUCAUUCAUCAAUAGAGUUGAAAAAAAAUUGCAUCAUCCAAAGAUCUGUUAGAAAUAGAGCCUCAUGAUUCCCAGUAUAAAGCUGGGAAGUUGAAAUCUGAUAACCAAUGCUGAUUCUGUCCCUGUGUUACAGUAUCAGUCAAACCCAAAUUAAUUAAAACUAAUUUAAAGAGUGGAUAAAAAAAUCUCUAUCCUGCCUGCUCUCAGGUAUGUUUUGGGAGGUUGGUUUGUCCCCUGCAAAUUCUGGCCCUAAAGCCACAAGGCCGUGUUUGAUCUGAUGUCCACGAUCAGAAUCUCUGUUUACAACCUCCUGGUUUAGCUGAGGUUAAGUUUGUGCAGGGUUAACUGCUGUCUGAGGAUAUUCCCUUGCCUGUACCUUGCAGCCCAGGAAUUCCCAGCACACCAGCCAGGACAGGCAUGAUUGGGGCUUACCAUGGAGCUCCAGACUCCAGAGAAUUUAAUCCAGCAUUUUUCCAAAGCACACACUGAAGUGCAGCCACACAAACCUUAUUAUUCACUGAGGGCUCCAGCGAGGGAGGUUGCUGAAAUGAUCCCUCAUCCUGAAGAGGAAGAUUCCAGUUUCUCCAGCCAGUCACUAUGAGGAAUUUUGGUUUCAUUGUUGGGCUUCUUGGGUAAAAGCAAACCAUGACAAAUCAGUAGUUUGGCUGCCGUUUCACAUCAGUCACUAUUUCACCCUGACCCCCAAAAGCCACUCUCUGAUCAGAAAUGUCUUGGUCUCCUCUCGAGUACCCUGCCUGUCAGCUGCCCACAGGCAGUAUUUCCCUAUGGCCCAAUUAUUAUUAUUAUCAUCAAGAACUAUCCUUGCUCUUGUAUGUGAAGAGAACUCAUUAAAAUGUGAUUGAGAUGGAAAAAGAAAUAAAAUUACGUUUCUUGCCUGAAAUAGAAAUAUAACAAUAACUGCUUAUAUGGGAAAGAGAAAGGAUCCUAGGAAAGCAGAGCAUUGGGGUUCCUGCUGAUGUUUUCAUUUUCACUCCGAAGGCUGGCAAUGCAUCCCUGUUCCUUUCCAACCCCGCUGCUCCUGAGGUCAGCAGGAGCACAGGGGAGACCUCAGGCCCUGCCUGAGCUGCACAUUCCCAUCUCCAGACUGAGCUGCACAUUUCCAUCUCCAGGCUGAGCUGCACAUUCCCAUCUCCAGGCUGAGCUGCACAUUCCCAUCUCCAGACUGAGCUGCACAUUUCCAUCUCCAGACUGAGCUGCACAUUUCCAUCUCCAGAUUGAGCUGCACAUUUCCAUCUCCAGUCUGAGCCACUGGGGACCCAUUGUUAGGGACUCUGAUCAGUCACCGUGGGGUUCCUGUUCCUAGUGCUGCAGGCUGGAGAUUCACAGCUCGAGUCCCUGCUGACCAUGACACAAACAUUGGUGUUUCAUUGUUGGGGUCCCUCCCAAACAGGGGGUUCACAUUUUCCAGGCUUCUGCCUGUGAUGUGUCUGCAUUUUGGACUGAGCAUGAUUGGCUGAGGCCCCAGUUUGGGUUCAAAUCUAUCCUGUCAGUGCUCACCCAGGGACUUGCUCCACUUCUGUUCCAGAACGAGCCAGGCCAGCCAAACUGGGUUUGUGUUGUGGCUGGAUUUAUCUUGUCCAGCCACAGACCGGCUGUGCUGUGACACCAAGCCAAAGACAACUGCCCAUCACUGAUGGCACUGAGCACAUCACUGAGCAGGAGCAGAGAGGCCCAGUGAGAACCUGCCUGGCACCCUCAGACCAUAUCACUCCUUCAAUUAAAUGCAGAACUGUUGUAAAUAAUAAAGAUAUGGAGGAUCAGGAAAUAGUUCCUAACUGUUAAAGUAUGGUUGUCUUGUUAUGUGGCUAAUUGAA
Messenger RNA from Prinia subflava (tawny-flanked prinia), 8286 nucleotides. RefSeq names its product syntaxin binding protein 4 (gene STXBP4). The coding region runs from base 362 to 2518 and encodes 718 amino acids. Gene Ontology annotation, cellular component: cytoplasmic vesicle. The record is from RefSeq and is a predicted model, not a curated record. NCBI's taxonomy places the organism in Eukaryota, Metazoa, Chordata, Aves, Passeriformes, Cisticolidae. Gene Ontology annotation, biological process: regulation of insulin secretion involved in cellular response to glucose stimulus; insulin receptor signaling pathway. The transcript is spliced from 23 exons. Gene Ontology annotation, molecular function: syntaxin binding.